Messenger RNA from Triplophysa rosa, 1318 nucleotides. Its product is annotated as piggyBac transposable element-derived protein 4-like. The transcript has 2 exons. Lineage: Eukaryota; Metazoa; Chordata; Actinopteri; Cypriniformes; Nemacheilidae. The record is from RefSeq and is a predicted model, not a curated record. Bases 194 to 1213 code for a protein of 339 amino acids.
UACCGGAAAGAAGUUUCCCAGGAUCUGUCACUCCCUUCACCUCAGUAGCUUGGUGGAUGAUGCUGCUAACGAGCAGAGAAGAGGUACCUCAGAAUUUGAUCGUCUUUGCAAAAUCAAGCCACUAUACAGUGAGAUUAGGGAUGCAUGCAAAAUAAACUAUCACCCUGGCCAGGAAAUUUCAAUUGAUGAGCGGAUGGUUGCCUCUAAAGCGCGUAUCGGGAUUAAACAGUUCAUGAAAAAUAAGCCUUGUCGCUGGGGUUAUAAACUUUUCGUACUGGCGGACUCGAGCAAUGGGUACACAUGGGACUUUUUUGUGUAUGAAGGAAAGUUGCAGGGAAACAGUGGGAAAGGACUCAGUUAUGAGUCAGUAAUGGAGCUUGUUGACACACAGUUGCUUGGCACGGGUAACAAGCUCUUUGUUGACAAUUUUUAUACAAGUCCCUCCCUUUUCUGUGAUCUCCUUCAAAAGAGGAUCUGGGCAUGCGGAACGAUACUCACAAACAGAAUUGGUUUUCCAAAAACCAAAAUAAACACUCUGGUUUCGAAAUCUUUGCGUAGGAGCAUACGGUGGAUCAGAAAUGACUCCCUCCUCUUUGUGCAAUGGCGAGACACAAGGGAUGUUUUUAUGUGCACAACACUCCACACAGCCCAUGGGGGGGACACUGUUCAGAGAAGAGUGAAAGAUGCAGAUGGGCACUGGGUUUUGAAGAACAUCUCUGUUCCACCAGCAGUGAAGGAGUACAACUGGUUCAUGGGUGGAGUGGAUCUUUCAGAUUCGCUGAUCAAUUAUUACAAAGUCAUCCACAAGACCCAGAGGUGGUAUAAGACAUUGUUUUAUCACUUUAUAGACAUUGCUAUUGUGAAUGCGUUCUUGCUUUACAAGGAUCUUACCAAAGGUAAAGGAGAGGUACCCAUGCACCAAAAGGCAUUCAGAGAGACACUUGUUGAGGAGCUGGCAGCAGCAGCAAAAAUUCCUGCUCCAUCGUCCACUCCAUGCAGCAAACAUCACAAGCCUGUGCAUAUCACUGCACAUAGCACCAUGGGUCGUCUGAGGUGCAGACAGUGCCAAGCAAAGACAUCAGUGAAGUGCUCCUCCUGUGACAUACCGUUGUGCUUUGUGCCAAAUCGUGAUUGUUACAAUGAGUGGCAUGAUGCCAAUAACUUGUCAAAUAUAAUUGUACAAUUUGUAAAUAGUUAUGGUCUUACAUAUUGACUUAUAUAUGGUUUUAUAUAAGGUCUUCAUUGAUAGAUAGAUAUAUGUGGUCUUAUGUUAAGUUUUAAUACCAUAGCACUUGUUUUGUAUCUGUACACACUAUAA